Molecule: messenger RNA, 746 nt
Organism: Aspergillus welwitschiae
Lineage: Eukaryota; Fungi; Ascomycota; Eurotiomycetes; Eurotiales; Aspergillaceae
Exons: 1
Coding region: 159-503 (114 amino acids)
Source: RefSeq, a predicted model, not a curated record
CAAUCAUCUUAUUCGACGUCAUCUAACCUCCCGCUACCUUUAUAAAUCUUCCUCUCUUUCUCGAAGGACUAGAUCAGUAUCCAUUCCGAUCAUCAUACUCGAAUCCAACACAAACGAAUCUACCACUUCACUUCCCGGAAAUACUCUCAUCCACCACCAUGUCGGGUUUCAUCCACAAGGCCGAAGAUGCUCUACAUCUUCACCACAAGGACAAGGGCGAGCACAAGCACGACAAUGCACAUGAGCAUCCCCCUACUAUCGGUCAUGAUGGUUUGUUACGACUUUCCCAGCUCAUCUAUCUAGCAUCGAAAAAGAUACUGGUGACUAACAUUAUAGGAAUAGGCCACGAGCACACUCACCGCUCCCACCCCCCUCAGAACAAGCAUACGCACCACCACCCCAAUGAGGACCAGAUCGCUCGAGACGAUUUCAAAGCUGACAGGGAAUACGACCGUGCGUUGAAGUCUCCGCACCAUGGCCCUGGACUUGGCUUUGAGGCGUAGGAGGUGGGAUCGUCAAUAUUCUGAUGUUUACUUUUGAUGUUCUAAUGAUCAUAAUGCCAUCUUGUUGAGUGAUAUCUCUUUCAAUACAUUUACUACAGUAUGUCAUAUGGUUAAGCCUUAAGAAAUUUCAGUACCCCGCCUUAGGAUCGAGUGGCUGCUUCUGGAGGCAGGUAGAGCGAAGCUAUACCCCGUUAGGAAGAUUAUAGUAUCCGAGGUGAGAUUUCGAACGGCGACUGAUUGGAC